GGACAUGAGCACAUUCACAAACCAAAUUAUAUGAAGACCAUGUUGUAUAUCGCAAAAAGAUGUGCGAAAAAAAUAAUUGACGGCAUUUCUGUGGAGUGCUUUAAACUUUCAUGUUCAACAUUCAAAGAAUUAUGAUAGAAAAAAAAUUUGUUUUUCUUAAAACACUUCCCUGCAAGAAAUGCGUUUUUAUGUGCGUAUUCCGGAACAAGUACUUCACUGCAAUGAUAAUCGCGCACAGACUAUGGGUUGUGAGUAUAUGUGCAGAAGAAUGACCGCAACACACGGAGCGCAAGCGCAUGUCCGACACUUUGCAAUCAAUGUCGUGCGUCUAUCUCGUGCAGUCUUCAGCGGAAUCUCUCAUCGCGAACAUGGAAAACUCACACGAGGAACAUACGAUAUCACCGAAUAUCAAUUAUCAGCGGGACAUACAAUACAUCUUCAAACCGGGUAACUGGAUUCUCGGCUCGAUCGGCAUCUGGCCUCUCACGAUCCGCGGAAUCGGUCGACACGCAUCUAAGAUCGCGAUCCUGCUGUGUAAUUUUGCAUUAAUUUUCGCGAUAGUACCCUGCUUUCUAAACAUGAUCUAUGAUCAGAAGGAUCUCAAUAUAAAGCUCAAGCUCUUUGGAGUUCUCGGUUUUUGUAGCAUUACACUGAUGAAGUACUGCGUUCUUACGAUAUAUCGGCCAAAGAUAUCGCGCUGCAUCGAACAUGUGAAGAGUGAUUGGUGGCAGGUAAAAUUCAGUUCUGAUCGUGAAAUGAUGCUGAAGUAUGCCACCAUCGGUCGUACAUUGUCUAUGAUCAGCGCGACUUCCAUGUGUCUCCCUGAGGUCAUUUAUCAUACAAUUCUGCCGUUUUGCACCGAGCAUAAGAUCGGUAAUCAAACCAUUAGACCGCUGGUGUAUCCAACAUAUAGUAAGUUUUUUAACACCCAAGUGAGUCCGGUAUACGAAAUAGUGUACUUGGCUCACUGUAUGUGCGGAUACACCAUAUAUUCAGUGACGGCCGGAACGUGCGGAUUGGCAGCAAUAUUGGCCACUCACGCUUGUGGCCAAAUCCAGGUGAUAAUAUCUCGACUUGAGGAUCUUUCGCGCGGCAAAAAUUUCGAGCAAUUGUUGGAUGUUAAUCAACGAAUCGCUCACAUCGUAAAAAGUCAUGUUCGAAUAUUGAGAUUUUCUACCGCCGUAGAAGAACUUCUACAGGAAGUAUGUUUAUUGGAAUUCGCCAGUUCCAUAUUCACGAUGUGUUUGCCUGAAUAUUACUGUAUAGUGGAUUGGCAAAAUAGCGAUGCAGUGGGACUAACGACUUAUUUUCUGCUUUUCAUUUCGUUCUGCUUCAACAUGUAUAUAUUAUGUUAUAUCGGUGAGCAGCUUGUGGAGAAGAGUAGUCAAAUUGGAACGAAGUGCUUCACGACUACCUGGUAUAAACUGCCGACAAAAUCAAUUCGUAAUCUAGUUUUAGUGAUCGCAAUGUCUAGCCAUCCCAUAAAGAUCACCGCUGGUAGAAUGAUAGAUUUAUCAUUGGCAACAUUUGGAAAUGUACUCAAAACAAGUUUGGCAUACUUGAGUCUUCUUCGAACAUUAGUAGAAUCACCGCAUGUCCGGCAAUCAAUGUCGCGCGUCUACUUCGUGCAGUCUUCAACGGGAUCUGUCAUCGCAAACAUGGAAAACUCACAAGACAAACAUACGAGAUCAUCUAAUGUCAAUUAUCAGCAGGAUAUACAAUACAUUUUUAAACCGGGUAACUGGAUCCUCGGCUCGAUCGGCAUCUGGCCUCAUGCGAUUGGCGGAAUCGGGCUACAUGCAUCUAAAAUCGCGAUCUUGCUGUGUAAUUUUGCGUUAAUUUUCGCGAUAGUGCCCUGCAUUCUGUACAUGAUUUAUGAUGAGAAGGAUCUCAACUUGAGACUGAAACUCUUUGGCCUGCUGGGUUUUUGUUGCACUGCAUUGAUGAAGUAUUGUGUCCUCAUGAUUCAUCGGCCAAAAAUAUUGCGUUGCAUCGAACACGUGAAAAGUGACUGGUGGCAGGUAAAAUUCGACUCUGAUCGUGAAAUGAUGCUGAAAUACGCCACCACCGGUCGUAGACUGUCUAUGAUCAGUGCUACUUCCCUAUAUCUCCCUGAAUUCAUAUAUCAUACGAUUCUGCCGUUUUGUACCGAGCAUAAGGUCGGCAACCAAACCAUUAGACCGCUCGUAUAUCCGACGUAUAGUAAAUUUUUAAAUACCCAAAUGAGUCCGGUAUACGAAAUGACGUAUCUGGCUCAUUGGAUGUGCGGAUACACUAUAUGUUCUGUGACAGCCGGAUCGUGCGGAUUGGCAGCAAUAUUCGCCACUCACGCAUGUGGCCAAAUCCAGAUGAUAGUAUCUCGACUUGAGGAUCUUUCGCGCGACAAAAACUUUGAGCAAUUGUUGGAUGUUAAUCAACGAAUCGCUCACAUCGUAAAAAGUCAUGUUCGAAUAUUGAGAUUUUCUUCUGCCGUGGAAGAAAUUCUGCAAGAAGUAUGUUUAUUGGAAUUCAUUAGUUCCAUAUUUACAAUGUGUUUGCCUGAAUAUUAUUGCAUAGUGGACUGGCAGGAUAGUGAUGCACUAGGGCUACUAAUUUAUUUUAUGCUCUUUAUUUCAUUCUGCUUCAAUAUGUAUAUAUUAUGUUACAUCGGCGAGCAACUUGUAGAGAAGAGUAGUCAGAUUGGGACAAGGUGCUUCAUGACUACUUGGUAUCAACUGCCGACAAAGUCAAUUCGUAAUCUAGUUUUAGUGAUCGCAAUGUCCAGCCAUCCCAUAAAGCUCACCGCUGGUAGAAUGAUAGAUUUAUCAUUGGCAACAUUUGGAAAUGUAUUGAAAACAAGUUUUGCAUACCUAAGCCUUCUUCGAACGUUAGUGGUAUAAAUAUAAUAGAAAUAUUAUAGCAAAUGUGUAAAGGAAUAGUGUCAAAUAUAAUGUCUCCUUCACACUGUAGAAUUCUCACAGACGACACGAAUCACGUAUAGUAAUGUGACAACUGAUAUGUCAGCUGAUUACUGGUGAUUUUUACCGAUUGCU
Messenger RNA from Pogonomyrmex barbatus (red harvester ant), 3032 nucleotides. RefSeq names its product odorant receptor 4-like. Gene Ontology annotation, biological process: detection of chemical stimulus involved in sensory perception of smell; sensory perception of smell. The record is from RefSeq and is a predicted model, not a curated record. Gene Ontology annotation, molecular function: odorant binding; olfactory receptor activity. Lineage: Eukaryota; Metazoa; Arthropoda; Insecta; Hymenoptera; Formicidae. Gene Ontology annotation, cellular component: plasma membrane.